Messenger RNA from Parathielavia appendiculata, 1911 nucleotides. RefSeq lists its product as uncharacterized. Bases 1 to 1881 code for a protein of 626 amino acids. NCBI's taxonomy places the organism in Eukaryota, Fungi, Ascomycota, Sordariomycetes, Sordariales, Chaetomiaceae. The transcript is spliced from 4 exons. The record is from RefSeq and is a predicted model, not a curated record.
AUGGCCCGUACUCGAGCCCAAGCAGUCGCCCAGGAAGGGCUCGUAUCACCGGCGUCAAAGGGCCAAGGAACACGACCCCAAGCCAUCCAGUCGCGCAAAGGCGCAACCACGAUCAGUGAGACGUCGUCUCAACAGAAUCCACCCGCGCUACAGAGCAGAGGCCGCAAGCGCAAGCAACCGAUCGAAAUCGCAGUCGAACCCGGUGCGGACCGAGAACGCCGUGGACCGAAGCGACAACAGACAUCCCCAACACGCCCUGCAGGGAACACAAUUGACGAGCUCCUUUCAAGGAAGCGUGGGAUUGACGGCCCCGCGGAGAGCAAUCUGCCCCGAGCGAAACGGGUCCGGAGAGCGAAGGCGUUGGAGCACGCGUCACAAGAGCGAGCCAUAUCGGAUCACGCCGACUUCCACUCAUCCCGAGAGAAUCUAGCAGCAUCCGUUGAAGGCGAAGGCGAGAAGCUAUCACAUGCAAUUCAAGAUACACUCGAUCAGGCUCCAGACGGGUCCCUUAAGAAACGCCGGCGAACAUCCCUUGGACAGUCUAUCCAAGAGGCGGGUGACGACACCGAGGAUUGGCGAAACAUAAUCGAUUUCUGGAGAAGGGAAGGGUCUUGGCCCAAUAAAUAUUUUGAACCGGAUGACUCGACUAGGAAGGAUUUCGAGCGACAGUCUGAAGACAGCUGGCUUAAGGAAAUGGAACGGUACGAUCCGACCGUAAAACUACUUUUUGCGAAGAAGAAAACGACAUCUGUCAGCCGCAAGCGGUCUGGAUCCGACAGUUCCACAACGGCAAGCCAGGAUACGACGCCCAGCGAUCAGAGGCUGAGGGAGGAGAAGAAUGCGCCGUAUCGAAACCCGCGGUACCCGCUCCUGCUUCAAACUAAGGGCUCGUACAUGGGCAUCUCUGAGCUUGGCGUUACGGAUACCAGCAAGCAGCUUAUCCGAGACCUCCUCAGUGGUGAACAGUCCGUUCCCAAGGAGACGCUCUUCGACGACGAUAUCUUUGUGGAAGCUUGCUGCAACCUCGAGACCAAAAACGAGGCGAGGAUUAUUCAGGACAUUUCUAGACUUAUCGUUCCCUCGGCGGAAUCGCUUGCACUCUGCGAUAAAAAGUAUAAACACCUGAUCGAGAGUGUCAACGAGGGGUGGAACAACUCGAUACCUCUCACCAACCCUCGUCCCCAGCCUGACUACUCUGUUGGCUUUAGGCGAGAUGCGUUCACCGAGGACCAGCUCGCCAAGCUGUCGCCAUUCAUUGGCGACUUCAUCGUCGGAGACCAGUCCUUCUUCAUGGCGACGUACUACAUGUACUUCCCGUUCCUGACUUGCGAGGUGAAAUGCGGGGCCGCGGCGCUCGACAUUGCAGACCGGCAGAACGCCCACAGCAUGACCCUUGCGGUACGGGGCAUCGUCGAACUCUUCCGUGCUGUCAAGCGCGAGCAUGAGGUCAACCGGAAGAUCCUCGCCUUCUCUGUCUCGCAUGACCACCGGUCGGUACGGAUCUACGGCCACUACCCGGUGAUAAGUGGGAAAGACGUCAAGUACUACCGGCACCCGAUCCAUGACUUUUCCUUCACCGCGCUCGACGGAAGGGACAAAUGGACAGCAUAUCGAUUCACGAAAAAUGUCUACGACACAUGGAUGCCCGCUCACUUCAAAAACAUCUGCUCUGCCAUCGAUCAGUUGCCGUCGGAUUUGGACUUUGAUGUCCCACCAUUGUCUGAGGCGACUGGGCUUUCCCAGGAUUUGGGAAACUUAAUGCAGUCAGAUGGCAGCUGCGCUUCUAUGCCUGACGAGCGGGGCAGCCAAUCGAGCAAUGCCGAGCAGCAAGCGGUCACUCCGGGUACCUCAUUUAGUGAGCCGAAGAGGAGGAAAGGAUAAGGCCUGGAAGGGCCGUGAGGUGUUGGCGGG